ACCGAAGACCCCAGACGUUGUUUUCAAGAUUUUCGUGUCAAAGCUCGAUGGAAGCCAUGGGCAUAGGCAUGGAGAUGCUGCCGGAAGAUUGUGUAUCAACAAUUCUCGCCAACACGUCUCCACUGGACGCAUGCAGGUCUUCAAUGGUGUCAUCCACCUUCCGGUCAGCGGCAGCGUCCGAUGUUGUUUGGGACGGGUUCUUGCCGGCCGAUUACGAGGAUGUUGUCUCCAGAUUGCUCACUCCUUUGACGUUUACUUCAAAGAAGAAGCUUUUUCUUCUUCUCUGCAAUCCGGUUCUCAUUGAUGGUGGUAAAAAGAGCUUCAAGUUAGAGAAAUCAUCUGGCAAAGUAUCAUACAUGUUGUCUGCAAGAGAACUUUCCAUAGCAUGGAGCAAUGAUCCAAUGCAUUGGAGCUGGAGAUCUAUACCAGAAUCAAGGUUCUCGCAAGUGGCUGAGCUCAGAACAACAGAUUGGUUAGAAAUUCGUGGCAAAAUCAGGACAGAAAUUCUGUCACCAAACACGACAUAUGGUGCUUAUCUUGUAAUGAAAAUCUAUGAUCGGGCAUAUGGGCUCGACCCAAUCCCGUCUGAAAUAUCAGUUGCAGUGGGCAACCAAAUAAGUAAAGGCACGGCUUAUUUACGACGUCGUGGGGAUGGGAAGAAACAACAAAUGGAGUCUCUGUUUUAUAGGAACCGCGUCGAAAUGUUGAGAAACAGAGUACAAGAAGAAGGAGGUGGGCGGGUCCCAAGCGAAAGAGGAGAUGGGUGGAUGGAGAUUGAGCUGGGGGAGUUCUUCAAUGGCGAAGCUUCUGAUCAGGAGGUGAAGAUGAGUUUGAUGGAGAUAAAGGGUUAUCAGUUGAAAGGAGGACUCGUCAUUGAAGGGAUCGAAUUAAGGCCCAAAGACUAGUGAAUUAAGGAUUGGAGAGAAAUGAAUUUUAAUUGAUUAUUUCAUUUAUUUUUUUUAUUAUAUAUGAUAAAUUGAAUGCAUGUAGAAGAAGAAAA
Messenger RNA from Corylus avellana, 1000 nucleotides. RefSeq names its product F-box protein PP2-B15-like. NCBI's taxonomy places the organism in Eukaryota, Viridiplantae, Streptophyta, Magnoliopsida, Fagales, Betulaceae. The record is from RefSeq and is a predicted model, not a curated record. Gene Ontology annotation, molecular function: protein binding.